AUGGAUCGCUCAGAUAUCUCCGUUGUCGCGGUUGAAUUGUCCGGACAUCGACCUGGUAAAGCGAUGGUGCUUCGUGGUGACAGCCUCCAGUCUUCUAAACUUCCCCCAAUGCAACCGCAUCCGAUGAAACCGAUCCCAAUGGAUGGACACUGGGAGAACAGCGCGUCCAACGGCGUUCCGCGCGCGCCUCCCACCCACAUCCACUCACCACACCCGCAGCGAAAGGACUCCCAUCGCGCGCACUUUCGAUCUCAGCGCCCUACCUCGCCGCCGAGCGGCAGCGAAUACUCGGGCGCAAGUAGGGAGGGGGAACAGGGCCCUCGAAGCCCCGGCGGGUUGUCGAAUUCAGACAAGUCCAAGGCGGGAUCAACCGAGCAGCGCUCGAACACGCCUGCCUUGUAUGACCUGCCUCAAGGCCGAUCGACAGGCGCGGUGGCGGUGCGCCUUUUGUUACUUACGCGUGUGCGGCGAUUGCGCCAAGGGGAUCUCGAACUGCAAGGAUCGCUCGUUGAUGGAGUUUCUCGAGAAUCUCGUACAGGAUUUGGAAGGCCCAGCAUCAUGACGGCUCUGCUCCUUCGAAUGCAACACCAUUUUCCCAUUCAUGAACCCCCUUUGCCGCCGAAUUUGUCGAUAAACUUUGAGCUGGCGUUGCAGAACAUAGUACAGGGCGUUGAUAUGACCUGCUUUGCUUUCGGGUUUUGGGGUAUAUUUCAAGCUGGGCGCUAUUGGGACGACGAUAUUAAUUCAAUUCCUGAUUUGAAAAAGGCUACGUUUCCUUAUUACGGCGGAUAUGGGUUGAUUGCUGUGAUACCGCGAUCCAAGGUCUUCUCUCCCGAUCGGACAAAUCGAACGGAAAUGCGGAGGUUCUCCCCCCAACAUUCGACCAACCACGGUCCACGCAAGCCGGAGCAACCCAGUUUGGAAGAUGAGAUCAAGCUCGAAUUUGCUUCCUCGUCGACGAAGAGGGCGUUUCGCCUUAUCUCCGCGCUAUUUUAG
This is a messenger RNA of Uncinocarpus reesii 1704, 996 nucleotides long. RefSeq lists its product as uncharacterized. The coding region runs from base 1 to 996 and encodes 331 amino acids. NCBI's taxonomy places the organism in Eukaryota, Fungi, Ascomycota, Eurotiomycetes, Onygenales, Onygenaceae. The record is from RefSeq and is a predicted model, not a curated record. The transcript is spliced from 4 exons.